CCAUGCUCCGGGAGGAUGCCUCAUCCUGUACUUUCACACUGUGUAGGGAAGAUAAAAGGCACACACACACACAAACACACACACACACACACAUAUGUUCCUAAGCGGAAGGACUAAGGGGCCAUAAGCCACUAAACUUUGUAUUUCUGUCUCCUAAACUACAAUCUGAAGUGACGGACGUGUGGAGCCUCCUUUUAUUGACGCAAAUAUGCAAACCAGGCAGAUACAUUUUGGGCUGUGACCUUUACACAUCUUCCGAUCCCGAGAUCGUGGGGUGGUACAAGGUUAUUUUGGCACCUGUUUCCACCGUGUCAUUUUCCCCAUGCACAGUGUAUGACGAAGGAGACAAAAGGUCUCAGAGACAAAGGUUAUAGACAGGACACUGCAGACUACUGAGACCGAAAAAGGUUAGACAGAGGGAACGAUGUUCAGACAGCUGUGGCUUGCCUGGGGGGGGGGUGUGCCCCGCACCCCAAGGUCACGCGUGCAGGCAGACUGUGGCUGCCUGCUGGUGGGGAGUGUGCUCCCUCCGGACCCCACUCCGCGAUCAUCCCUCAACAAUCCAUGUUAGCGCAUAGAGUGCUCUAAAUAUUUCCAUCUGCUCCCCUUGGAGGGAGCUUCUGCACCCUGGUGCCCUCCAGAUGUUGCUUUUCUUCCAACUGCAGCUUUAGGAGUUUCCCUUAUUUUCUAUACAGUAUUCUAAAUGUAUCAAAGUGUCAGAAACUGGUUUCCUGGAUGGCUGUUCGGGGGAAAGGAAAAGCGAGGUCUGCAGAGUGCAUCGUGGCAACAGCUGAGAGAGUCCCAGAAGUGGCCUGGUUUAUGAUUCCUCCUCCUCCUCCGUAUUUUCCACUGGCAACGCAAUGGUCUCUGAUACACCCUCUGAACGGUCUCUUCUUAAAGAUGGAGUGGAAAGAGGAGCCAGGCAGCUUCCUCAGGCCCUCUUGACCUUUGAGGAGGUGGCUGUGUUUUUCACGGAGGAGGAGUGGGCUCUGCUGGAUCCUGGCCAAAGAGCUCUGCACAAGGAAGUCAUGGAGGAGAAUUAUGAGAUGGUGGCCUCUCUAGAGACUCUGAUACUCAAGUCUGAGCUCAUCUCCUCGCUUGGAACAGAAAAAUACAGGGAUGUUGUCCUGGACCAAUUGAGAGGUGAUGGAGAAGGCAAUCAGAAUUUUGAGGGGCCAUCUGUAAAGUACUUCAGCGUGAGUGAACACCUUAGCACACAACUACAAACUAACGCAGGGGAGAAACCCUUUAAAUUUAUGGAGUGUGGGAAGGGUUUCAUUGAGAGUGGAGCUCUUACAAGACAUCAACGAACUCACACAGGGGAGAACCCAUUUCAAUGUAUGGACUGUAGGAAGAGCUUCAGGGAUAUGGGAAAACUUACAAGACAUCAACGAACUCACACAGAGGAGAAACCAUUUAAAUGUAUGGAGUGUGGUAAGGGUUUCAUUGGCAGUGGAGCUCUUAGAGUACAUCAACGAAUUCACACCGGGGAGAAACCAUAUAAAUGUGUGGAGUGUGGAAUGAGCUUCUAUCAUAGGGAAUCCUUUAAUAUGCAUCAGAUAAAUCACACAGGGGAGAAACCAUUUAAAUGUAUGGAGUGUGGGAAGGUUUUCAGUCAAAGGGGAAAACUUACCGUACAUCAACGGACUCACACAGGGGAGAGACCAUUUCAAUGUAUGGAGUGUUUGAAGGGUUUCAUUGACAGUGGAACUCUUACAAGACAUCAACGAAUUCAUACUGGGGAGAAACCGUUUAAAUGUGUGGAGUGUGGAAUGAGCUUCCGUCAUAGGGAAACGCUUAAUGGGCAUCAAAGAAAUCACACAGGGGAGAAACCAUUUCAAUGUAUGGAGUGUGGGAAGGUUUUCAGUCAAAGGAGAAAACUUACUGUACACCAACGGAAUCACACAGGGGAGAAACCAUUUCAUUGUAUGGAGUGCGGAAUGAGCUUCAGUGAAAAUGGAAGCCUUACCCAACAUCAACGAACUCACACGGGGGAGAAACCAUUUAAAUGUAUGGAAUGUGGGAAGGGUUUCAGUCGGUGUUCACACCUUACUAUUCAUCGAAGAACUCACACAGGGGAGAAACCAUAUAAAUGUUUGGAGUGUGGGAAGGGUUUCAGUGAAGGGGGGAGACUCAUUGUGCACCGACAAAGUCACACAGGCGAGAAACCAUUUAAAUGUAUGGAGUGCGGGAAGGGUUUCAUUGAGAGAGCAGCUCUUACAAAACAUCAACGAACUCACACAGGCGAGAAACCAUUUAAAUGUAUAGAGUGUGGGAAGGGUUUCAUUGAUAGAGGAGCUCUUACAAAACAUCAACGAACUCACACAGGCGAGAAACCAUUUAAAUGUUUGGAAUGUGGGAAGAGCUUCUGUCAGACUGGAGCUCUUGCAACACAUCUACGAACUCACAAAGGCGAGAAACCAUUUAAAUGUAUGGAGUGCGGAAGGAGUUUCAGUCAGAAUGGAAACCUUACUAUACAUCAACGAACUCACACAGGCGAGAAACCAUUUAAAUGCUUGGAAUGUGGGAAGAGCUUCAGUCAGAAUGGAGCUCUUACAACACAUCUACGAACUCACACAGGUGAGAAACCAUUUAAAUGUUUGGAAUGUGGGAAGAGCUUCAGUCAGAAUGGAGGUCUUACAAUACAUCUACAAACUCACACAGGCGAGAAACCAUAUAAAUGUUUGGAAUGUGGGAAGAGAUUCAGUUGGAAUAGAGUUCUUACAAGACAUCAACGAACUCACACAGUGGAGAAACCAUUUAAAUCUUUGGAGUGUGGGGAGGGUUUCAGUCAAGGGGAAAACUUACUGUGUGAGGCUGAAAAGGCGUUUUCCAUAAACUCUGUAUGAAUAAAGUUUCUAUGUUAGUAUUACGGGUGUUCUUUCAAAAUAGUUGGUUUUGAGUUUCCCAGGGUAUCAAACAACAGCAUUGAUGUAACAUUUAUAUGUAAUGAAUGACACAAUAUUAAUACUAAUGUUGAGAUAUAUAGUUAAUUUCUUAAAGAAUAUAUGUGGUUUAGUGAAAUGUCUUUAUUAAAUCAUAGGAAUAGUCAAUCAGGGAUAGUCUGUGAGGACCACAAGUGAUCUCAUGGUAUAAUUGAUGAUAUAUUUAGUAUGCUUAAUGGUAUGAAUGGAAGAUAUGAAUGGAGAAGUGUCUGAAGUGAGUGGGAUCAGAUGGCACUAUGACUCUGAAGGCAGAAGAUAAAGAAAUGAUUAAAUGGAAGAUGAAGAAUUAUUGAGUUAGCCAGUGGACCAGGCGAAAUCAGGAUGGACAAAAAUAAUUGGGCAAAAAUAUGACAUAAGCAGGAUGACAGCAUGUCUGGGUGAAGUAGGACAACCUGAAAACUAAAAAUAUGAUUGAUUGAUUGAUUGAUGAAUGAGUGAUGAAUGAAUGAGUCCUUAUUGCUUAUUACUUGUUAAUCAAUAAAGAUUGUUAAUCUGAAGAGAAUUGUAUCAUUUUGUCUUUCUUGAAAACACUAUGAUAAAGGUGAAAAGGGACUUAACACUGUUUUCGUGACAACUGUCCAUCAACGGACUCACACAGGAAAAACCAUAUAAAUGUUUGGAGUGUGGGAAGGGUUUCAGUCAAGGGGGAAAACUUACUGUACAUCAACGGCCUCAUGCGGGAGAAACCAUAUAAACGGAGUGUGGAGAGUGCUUCAUUUGUAGUAGGAAACUCAAUGUGUACUGGCAAAGUCACGUCGAGAGAAACCAUUUAAAUGUAAGAAUUGUGGGAAGGGCUUCAGUGAAGGUAGAGAAAACUUACAAGACAUCUACAAACUCAUACAGGGGAGAAACCAUUUAAAUGUAUUGAUUGUGGGAAGGGUUUCAUUCAGAAUGGAACUCUUACAAGACAUCAACGAACUCACAUGGGUGAGAAACCAUUUAAAUGAAUAGAGUGUGGGAAGUGCUUCAAUUAUAACGGAGUCAUUAAUAAACACCUAUGGACUCUCACAGGGAAGAACCCAUUUAGUUUUAUGGAGUGUGCCAAGUUUUCCCCACUGAGUUCACUUUGUCCCUCAUAUCAACAAAUUCAUAAAGGGAAAAAUCCAUUGUAAAUGCAUGGAGUGUAUUUGAUGUUCUGAUGUUUGUGUGGAAAGUUGUACAUAUAUGUAUUAAAGCAAUGAAGGUAAUGUC
This is a messenger RNA of Podarcis raffonei (Aeolian wall lizard), 4136 nucleotides long. RefSeq names its product gastrula zinc finger protein XlCGF57.1-like. NCBI's taxonomy places the organism in Eukaryota, Metazoa, Chordata, Lepidosauria, Squamata, Lacertidae. Gene Ontology annotation, molecular function: RNA polymerase II cis-regulatory region sequence-specific DNA binding; DNA-binding transcription activator activity, RNA polymerase II-specific. Gene Ontology annotation, cellular component: nucleus. Gene Ontology annotation, biological process: regulation of transcription by RNA polymerase II. The coding region runs from base 861 to 2849 and encodes 662 amino acids. The record is from RefSeq and is a predicted model, not a curated record. The transcript is spliced from 5 exons.